This is a messenger RNA of Sorghum bicolor (sorghum), 1862 nucleotides long. RefSeq lists its product as uncharacterized. The record is from RefSeq and is a predicted model, not a curated record. NCBI's taxonomy places the organism in Eukaryota, Viridiplantae, Streptophyta, Magnoliopsida, Poales, Poaceae. The transcript is spliced from 2 exons. Bases 172 to 1656 code for a protein of 494 amino acids.
AGUUAGUUGACUCAGUAAUAAGGAACACAGCAGUGUGUCUGUUGGUGAUCCCUCCUCCUUCAUCCCUUCGGUUGGUGCUGCAGCAACCUGCAGGGAGGCCGACGCAUGAGCUAGAGGAGAGCCAAGCAGGUUGGUCGAAUCAUAUCCCUACACCUAGCAAGUAGCGACUUCAUGGCAGAGAUGGUGUGUUCAGCACUUGUUCAGGAGACGGUGAGCAGAGGCGUCUCCUUUGCGUUGGGCAGACGCAAGGAGAAGGCGUCCCAAGGGCACUUGACAGAGAGGCUCGAGAUGGCAGUCAGCGAGCUGGAGUUUGCACUUGAGAGGGCCAUGGAGCUGCCCAUCAGACACCUCUCCUUGCUCCAGCGCAGGAAGAUUAUCAAGCGUGCCUACAUCGAGGCCAUGGAGCUGCUCGACAAGCACAGGCAACAAGCGGUGCCUCCUGGCGAGGAAGAGCAGCUCCCGCAAGUGGUAAACAAGCGCAAGCGAUGGUUUAAUAGUGCUAAGAAGAACAUGUCCAUCACACCUUUUGCUGUCUUGAGCACACAUGAUGUUGGAAGAUUUGAAUGGUAUGCAGAUUGUGCCGGAAGGUUUGUGAGGGACUUGGAGUCUGGUUGUUCACUUCAUCACUACACCUUUUGCAACCCUAUUGUUAGGCAUCUCCUUGAAGGGAAAACUCUCACUUAUCAUUCGGAGCAAGGAAACCUGCUACGGCAUCUCUACAUCAGGCCCACGUAUUCUGAUGAGCGUGGCGUGGAGGCAGCGCUUGCAUACCGUUAUGAGGAUAGCACAAUGGCUGAGAAAUGUUUCUUGCUGGGGUUGAUCCUACGACUAACAGAAAGCACAGACUUGGUUGAGGUUGCUAUAAAAGGCUUGCAAUUACUACUAGCAUCUCAAUUCAAACUUGCUGUUGAAUAUGCAAUGGGAGAACUCACCCUACUAUCUAACUUACAAGACAUUGCCCAUUUGCAUGGGCCUCUGUGGGUGGGCAUUCAAGAAUUGCAUGUCAUGCACACACAAAUUGCUCGCCCAGACCCAGCAUGCUGCCAAGGAAGCAGGCACGGACUUUGUGCUGCUAACAACAACGUCUCAUCAGAGUUAGCAGAUAUAUUCCCAGAUCAAAUUAUUGCUUUGGGUUUCCAGUGCUAUAUAUCAGCUCCAGUAGAGUCCAAAACACGUACUAGCUCAUUUCAUGAGUGCGGAAGAAGAAGAAGCAAAAACAGAGGUUGGAAGCCACCACCUCUGGUGCUGACAGCUGCCUUCAUGCCUCAUGCUGUGACUCAAACGCAAGAUAGUUAUGCACUCGAAAUCAUCGGAGACGCUACAGAGUAUAGAAAUGCUAGUAGCAUACAACAAGUGGCAGAGACAGUACAAUCAAGCGCGGUCAAUUGUUUUUCGCAUCAGCCAGAGCUGCCAAAAUAUGGAAUGGAUUGGUUCGGUAAACAUGGUUUUGCAUGGUUUGUGGUGGAAAAGUCAAGCUCUGAAAGAGCACUUGACUUUGCCAACUUGUUGCAGCGCUGUGACUGCUGCUGCCGCGACAAAUUCCUCCAUAGCUACAAUGGCUGGAGAGAGAAAAAUAUGCCGCCCACAGCCACCACAGAAAAAGGGCAGCCGAGCAGAGCUACCCGAGCAAGUGCAAGGAGAAGUAGAAUGAGGUAGUAGUUAGGUGUUUUUUUUUAUUCAAGUUAAGUGUGUUAGUUUGUUGCCCUGCAGCCGAGUGUUACAAGGCUCAACUGCUCUCCUGAUUUCGUACGGUGAUGUAAGCUACAUAGUGUGAAAACUAAGCUAUCCUUAGAAAGAAAGAUAUAUGUGCUAUGGAUUCUAUACUCCACAAGAGAUUAGUACCAGAAUAAGAGGAUGCAUAU